GGUUGCCUCCCCCUUUGCCUGGCCGUCCGUCGUCUCAUCUGGCUGCCCAGGCACCCCGACGCUCGCCAUGCCACGUUCCCGGCCAUGCGCCCCCGCACUCGCCCCAUGUGUCUCGCUCAGGACAGCGCGCACAACCAGCAGCUUCCUGUUGGGGCUGCUCUGUCUCCUGGCGCUCGCGACCCUGAGCCAGGGCCAGAACUUUACCGGCCCAAACUGCUUUACGGCAAUCAACAGUUGGAGCUCUGUUCCGUCUCAAAUAGAUAUUGAUCAAGGACAAUGGAAUCCGUUCUCUAGUGGGCUGAUAAUCACCCUGACGACCCAAGCCCCCCAGUUCCACAUUUACACAAUUGGAACCAUGCUAUAUGGACAAGUUUCGUUAGAAAUCAUGGCAUCGAGCACGCCUGGAAUAUGCACGGCUCUGCGACUUGAGAACAGCCAAACUAGGGCAAGCAUCUCACUGAACGUAUUCUCAGGCGGACUCAUCCAGCAGGAGGUUCAAAUACCAGAGCUACAGGUGCAUGUCAUCUCUCCAAAUUUUACGAACCUCCUGUCAGAUACAGUAUUUUACAACUAUAACAUCAACUGGAUGCCAGGAUCGGUGUCAUUUCAAGCCAACAAUCGUUCUAUCAGUCCUCAAGCCAUAUCAAACUUGACCAUAUCAUGCAACAGCACGGCACAGUCCUCAACCACUUCCAGCGUCACUCCUACGUCGAUCGUCACUUCAACCGCUUCCGCACAACCCAAGCCAACAACGACUCCUCCGCCAGUGGUUGACCCUCCUGCCACGAGUCCCGCAGCCAUUGCUGUUCCUGUUGUUGUUGUGGUCAUCCUCGUCGCUGCUGGUGUUGGCUUCUACAAGUUCAGAACCCGCCUGGGACUCGACAAGUUUGCUGGUUUGGGCAGACAGAGCGGCUCCGGAUCGUCAGAAUCAAGAUCUGCUCAACCUCGUGCAAUCCCACCCAUCCAGAUGCUUCAGUCCAAUCCCUCAUCAACAACGGACACAUUGCAGAACAGUAUCCAAGACCGAGAAAUGACUCUGCCUGAUCGUGCCGUCCUCAGCGCAUCAUCCGAUCACCCUGCUACUCACAGAGCGGAUCAGAUUAGUCAAGCCGACAUUCCUUUGAGCACACUCGAUCCCUCCACCGGCAAUCGCCGUGGGUCCAUCGCCAAGCUGGGUCUGCCUGAUCAUUCAUUCCACGACUCACAGCCUGACGGCAAUGACCACAGUGUGCCGGCAUAUCCAGAAUCUUCACCAAAUCUCCUCUCGCGGCGCCAUUCAAGCUCAACGCUGCCCCCUCCCUACUACCAGAGCAUAACCUAUGUGCCUCCACCUGUUCCAGAGAUCACUGUCUAUGUAUCAACCUCGGAGCCAGACUCCAGCGACAAUACGAACAACCCGCCCACGACGAAUCGCGAGUCCAUGCUCUCUGGCACCACCGACUCGGUGCCUCAGAACUGACACAUGGAUCUCCUUCCUCGAGAGCUUGCAACCUCAUCAAGGAUGUGACAACAUCCACAGCAAGUA
Polychytrium aggregatum is the source of this 1525-nucleotide messenger RNA. RefSeq lists its product as uncharacterized. The transcript has 9 exons. Lineage: Eukaryota; Fungi; Chytridiomycota; Chytridiomycetes; Polychytriales. The record is from RefSeq and is a predicted model, not a curated record. The coding region runs from base 68 to 1459 and encodes 463 amino acids.